GAGAGAGAGAGCGAGAGAGCGAGGGAAGGACCUCACUGUCUAGUUUCCUGCAAAAAAAAAAAAAAAAAAUCCAAAACAAAUCGUGACUCUGUAGAUUCUCGCGGAGGCUCGUCGCCUCGGAUCUGCUCGACUCGGACUGGAUUUUAUAACAUUUGCCGGGGUGGAGACUCGAGUCGCGUCUCUGAGGUUAUGAGCCGUCCGGAGACGCGUCGGUGCGUCGCUGUCCAGGGUCCUGAGUGAGACCACCGAGGAGUGAGUUCAGAAGCCCAGGAGCCAUGGAGUUGAGGGUGGGGAACAAGUAUCGCCUCGGGAGGAAGAUAGGGAGCGGCUCCUUUGGAGACAUUUACCUUGGUUCAAACAUUGCCACGGGGGAGGAAGUAGCCAUCAAACUGGAAUGUGUGAAGACGAAACACCCACAGCUCCACAUUGAGAGCAAAUUCUACAAAAUGAUGCAGGGAGGAGUGGGAAUCCCGUCCAUUAAGUGGUGCGGAGCCGAAGGCGACUACAACGUCAUGGUGAUGGAGCUGCUGGGUCCCAGCCUGGAGGACCUGUUCAACUUCUGCUCCCGCAAGUUCAGCCUGAAAACAGUCCUGCUGCUGGCCGACCAGAUGAUCAGCAGGAUCGAAUACAUCCACUCCAAGAACUUCAUCCACAGAGACGUGAAGCCGGAUAACUUCCUCAUGGGGCUCGGGAAGAAGGGAAACCUGGUCUACAUCAUUGACUUUGGUCUGGCCAAGAAAUACCGGGACGCCCGAACGCACCAGCACAUCCCCUACCGAGAGAAUAAGAACCUCACUGGCACCGCCCGCUACGCCUCCAUCAACACACACCUGGGCAUCGAGCAGUCCAGACGAGAUGACCUGGAGUCUUUGGGCUAUGUCCUCAUGUACUUCAACCUGGGCUCUCUGCCCUGGCAGGGGCUCAAGGCUGCCACCAAGAGGCAGAAGUACGAGCGCAUCAGCGAGAAGAAAAUGUCCACCCCCAUUGAGGUGCUCUGCAAGGGAUACCCCUCUGAGUUCUCGACGUAUCUGAACUUGUGUCGCUCGCUGCGCUUUGAUGACAAGCCGGAUUACUCCUAUCUGAGGCAGCUCUUCAGGAACCUUUUCCACCGACAGGGCUUCUCCUACGACUACGUCUUCGACUGGAACAUGCUGAAGUUUGGCGCCAGCAGGACGGCAGAGGAUGGAGAGAGAGAGAGGAGGGAGGGGAAGGAAGGAGAGGAGCGAGCAGGAGGAGGAGGAGGAGGAGGAGGAGGAGGAGGAGGAGGUGGAGGAGGCCAAAGAGGAGCCGGAGGUCGAGCUUUGCCGUCCGGUCCAAACCCGUCUGCAGUCAACAGAGUCAGGAACGAGGGAGAUGCAGCUCCGCCGAACCCGGCCACACGUGGGGUCCAGCAGUCAGGGAACCGUUCUCCUCAGGCGGGGAGGGCAGAGCGGGCCGAGAGGGAGAGGAAGGUGGCCAUGAGGCUUCACCGCGGAGCCCCCGCCAACGUCUCCUCCUCUGACCUCACCGCACGCCUCGACCAGUCGCGGAUCACUGCGUCGCAGGUCAGCGUGCCAUUUGAACAUCUGGCAAAGUGAGUUCCUCCUCACUGGUCAGCAGGUCAGUGGCAGCUGUAGGGUAUCAAACACCCCUUACUUUUCGAGUGGAUGAGUGCAAACAUGAAUGAGUGGAGGAGAAGAUGAGUGGGAGGAAGAGGAGGAGACGUCGGCGUUGCAGACCCUUCCAGGAGGGGGACAGAGGGCGUCCUUGUGUCUGUCGGUAUGCGGUGUGAGCAUGCCCGGUGUUAAACCACGCCGAGACUGAUGGAGGAUAAAA
This is a messenger RNA of Salarias fasciatus (jewelled blenny), 1815 nucleotides long. RefSeq names its product casein kinase 1, epsilon (gene csnk1e). Gene Ontology annotation, molecular function: ATP binding; protein kinase activity. Gene Ontology annotation, biological process: protein phosphorylation. The coding region runs from base 276 to 1577 and encodes 433 amino acids. The transcript is spliced from 11 exons. Lineage: Eukaryota; Metazoa; Chordata; Actinopteri; Blenniiformes; Blenniidae. The record is from RefSeq and is a predicted model, not a curated record.